CUUAGUGGAUACAGAUAUUGUCUGACCACUAGUAAAGUGCGAACAUGACAGCGAAGACGUGCUGUUUGUUGUGGGUGAUAGUGCUGGCGAGUAUUCUCGCUACAGUAGUCACCGAACCUUCACGGAACUUACUACAUAAAGUAAAAGUUGAAAGACUUGAUAACAAUCAUAAAGCUCAUACGGAAGCGCACACAGGUGAUGCAUCAACCAUCGAAUCCCGGAAAAGCAAGAUCGACGCUGAGUAUAAAUCCGAACACAGUCAAAGCCGGCAUUCUGAAGAGCAUACCGAAAAUCAUUCAACAAACGAAUCCAGUGCGGGUGCCGAUAUUAAAAUUCAAAGUGGCAGUUCUGAGGAAUCGAAGGAGGAAAGCGCAGAAUCCCACGAAGAUGUGAGCACGACCACGGAAGCGAAGUCGGGGCUGCUCGGAUUCAACUUUAAAACAAACAUUUUCGAUGGCCUCUUCAGCGGCUUCAGUCCCGACAAAAAGAGGGAGAAAGAGAAAAAGCGGAAAGAGAGUCUAGGGAAAGAAGAGUUUAUUUCUGAAAAACUCAGAAACAUUAUUGGAGUUAAAGGCCAUAAGGAAAGCAGUGAGCUACUGUAUGACUUAACGGGUCUUAGAAACGAGGCAGCCGCCAUCAAAUACAUAGAAAACUUAACCGGACUCAAAGACCGAGAUCAGAUUCACGAGUUCAUCAGAAGAUGCAGAGGAUCAAGGAGCUGGAAGUUCGUGAUAGACUUCUUGGAUCUGUUAGAAGAUACAUCUAAUGUCAGAGUUAUUGUCGACAUAUUAAAGCAGUUGACGAAUGAAGACAAUGUUUUCAACGCUUUCGAGAUAUUGAAGACGCUGACGGGACACGCUGAUUUUGACGGAAUUUUUGAGACGCUGCAGAAGAUUUCAGGAGAGAAGAAUGCUCAUGAAAUCUGCGAUUAUUUCAAGCACGUCGCGCACACUACUGGCUUAGAUGGUGUGAAGGUGGAAGUCAAAAAGUUGAGUGGUGGCAUCGGAUCUCCUGAGCUACCCAGAGUCCUGUACGUUUUAAAACAAGAAGUCGAUAUGAAAGGCGCUUUGAACGCUUUGAUUUCGGCCACAAGAACGGGAGACGUCGGCGAAGCGAUAUUUAAAUUCGUCAAGAUAAUGCAGACGAAGACGUUCUCUGAAGCCAUUUUGCGUUUGAAAUUCGUAACGAAACAAACGUUAUUCAAAUAUGCUAUCGAAGAACUGUUGGAAUCCAUUAAUAGAAGUAGUCUCACGGUGGUCAUUUCGGAGUUGUACAAAAUCUGCGACUGCACCAAUUUAUUGGAGGCAAAAGAGAUAUUGGGCAAGAUAUUUGAUGCUGAUAGUCUCGUGACUGUAGCACAGAAUAUAAACAAGAUGAGCAAGACACAGGACCCAUUGUUCUUCUUAAAUUCUCUUCUCGACGUGACGCAGACCAAGAACAUCAGAGAAGCGGCCACCGUCAUCAACAAACUCACAAUAAGACAAAUGUCAACUUUGGAAAUACUCAAUCAAAUCCGAAUUAAAUCUGGGCAUGAGAACAUAAUAGAUUUCUUCAGGAAGCUGCUAGCUUUUACUGCAACUAAAUCUGUGGAAGCCGCGUGGGAUGUGUUGUCCAGCGUAACAUUUAUAACUGAUAUAUUUUUCUUCUUCGACACCGUGUUUAAAUACACAAACGUUGACGUCGUUAUAUUCUUGGAGACGAUCCUGAGGAUCACGAGCACGACCAACGUGACUGUGGCUGCUGCAUUGCUCACCAAGAUAUCGAAUAAACGAAGUUUCUUCGAAGUGAUCGAAGCGAUACACGAGAUAACGCAAAUGGACGUCGUGAAAUUCUUCGAGUUGAUUAUCACAGUCAGCAAAAGAUUCUUCUUCGAAGAGGUCGUCAUCUUAUUAGAAGAGUACACGGAUACGUAUAACUUUGUAGACGCGCUAAAGGACUUGAAAAGAGCUACAGGUCAGCCAGACAUACGCAAGGCGAUCGAUCAUAUCAAACACAACAGGCCGAGAAUAGAAAAGACCACUACAACUACUACAACCACUACAACCACGACCACCACGACCACAACGCAAAAGCCCGAAACAACGACAGCGGUACCGACCACGACGAGCACGGAGGCAAUCACCGAAACUCAAACUGAAUCGAUUCAAUUAACAACACCGAACGGAUCCGAAGUAGGUAUCACCGAGCAACCGGGAGAACAGCCAACAACGCUCUCAACGUCAGAACAAGAAGCUACCGAGCAAACAAGAGAAUCCGAAACAAAGUUGCAACCCGAACAACAGGAAAUAACAAAGCAGCCACUAGAAUCUGAUACAACGUUGCAACCAGAACAACAGAAAACAACCGAGCAACCGAGAGAAUCUGAAACAACGGUGCAACCAGAACAACAGGGAACAACAGAGCAAUCAAGUGAAUGCGAAACAACGAUGCAACAAGAAACUACCGAGCGACCAAUUGAGUCUGAUACAACGUUGCAACCAGAACAACAAGAAACAACAGAGCAAUCAAGAGAUGAUGAUAAAACGGUGCAACCAGAACAACAGGAAAGAACCGAGCAACCAAGAGAAUCUGUAACAACACUGCAGCCAGACCAACAAGAAACAACGAAGCAGCCAAGAGAAAAUGAAACAACAUUACAACCAGAACAACAAGUAACUACCGAGCGAUCACGAGAAUCCGAAACAACGUUGCAACCAGAACAACAAGUAACUACCGAGCGGUCACGAGAAUCCGAAACAACGUUGCAACCAGAACAACAGGACAGAACUGACCAACCAAGAGAGUCUGAUACAACGUUGCAGCCAGAACCACAAGAAACCACGGAACAACCACGAGAAUCUGAUACGACGUUACAACCAAAACAACAAGUAACUACCGAUCAACCACGAGAAUAUGAAACAACGUUGCAACCAGAACAACAAGAAACAACAGAACAAUCAAGAGAAUAUGAAACAACGGUGCAACCAGAACAACAGGAAAGAACCGAGCAACCAAGAGAAUCUGUAACAACGUUGCAGCCAGACCAACAAGAAACAACGAAGCAAUCAAGAGAAUAUGAAACAACGGUGCAACCAGAACAACAGGAAAGAACCGAGCAACCACGAGAAUAUGAAUCAACGUUGCAGCCAGAGCAACAAGAAACAACGAAGCAGCUAAGAGAAAAUGAAACAACGUUGCAACCAGAACAACAAGUAACUACCGAGCGAUCUCGAGAAUCCGAAACAACGUUGCAACCAGAACAACAGGACAGAACUGACCAACCAAGAGAGUCUGAUACAACGUUGCAAUCAGAACUACAAGAAACUACGGAACAACCACGAGAAUCUGAUACAACUUUGCGACCAAAACAACAAGAAACUACCGACCAACCACGAGAAUAUGAAACAAUGUUGCAACCAGAACAACAAGAAACAACAGAGCAAUCAAGAGAAUAUGAAACAACGUUGCAACCAGAACAACAAGAAACAACGAAGCAGCUAAGAGAAAAUGAAACAACGUUGCAACCAGAACAACAAGAAACCACGGAACAACCACGAGAAUCUGAUACAACUUUGCAACCAAAACAACAAGAAACUACCAACCAACCACGAGAAUAUGAAACAACGUUGCAACCAGAACAACAAGUAACUACCGAUCAACCACGAGAAUAUGAAUCAACGUUGCAGCCAGAGCAACAAGAAACAACGAAGCAGCUAAGAGAAAAUGAAACAACGUUGCAACCAGAACAACAAGUAACUACCGAUCAACCACGAGAAUAUGAAACAACGUUGCAAUCAGAACAACAAGAAACAACAGAGAAAUCAAGCGAAUAUGAAACAAUAGUGCAAUCAGAACAACAAGAAACAACAGAGAAAUCAAGAGAAAAUGAAACAACGGUGCAACCAGAACAACAAGUAACUACCGAGCGAUCUCGAGAAUCCGAAACAACGUUGCAACCAGAACAACAGGACAGAACUGACCAACCAAGAGAGUCUGAUACAACGCUGCAAUCAGAACUACAAGAAACCACGGAACAACCGCGAGAAUCUGAUACAACUUUGCAACCAAAACAACAAGAAACUACCGAUCAACCACGAGAAUAUGAAACAACGUUGCAAUCAGAACAACAAGAAACAACAGGGAAAUCAAGAGAAUAUGAAACAACGUUGCAACCAGAACAACAAGUAACUACCGAGCGAUCUCGAGAAUUCGAAACAACGUUGCAACCAGAACAACACGACAGAACUGACCAACCAAGAGAGUCUGAUACAACGCUGCAAUCAGAAUUACAAGAAACCACGCAACAACCACGAGAAUCUGAUACAACUUUGCAACCAAAACAACAAGAAACUACCGACCAACCACGAGAAUAUGAAACAACGAUGCAACCAGAACAACAAGUAACUACCGAUCGACCACGACAAUAUGAAACAACGUUGCAACCAGAACAACAAGAAACAACGAAGCAGCUAAGAGAAAAUGAAACAACGGUGCAACCAGAACAACAAGAAACAACAGAGCAAUCAAGAGAAUAUGAAACAACGGUGCAAUCAGAAUUACAAGAAACCACGCAACAACCACGAGAAUCUGAUACAACUUUGCAACCAGAACAACAAGUAACUACCGAUCGACCACGACAAUAUGAAACAACGUUGCAACCAGAACAACAAGAAACAACGAAGCAGCUAAGAGAAAAUGAAACAACGUUGCAACCAGAACAACAAGAAACCACGGAACAACCACGAGAAUCUGAUACAACUUUGCAACCAAAACAACAAGAAACUACCAACCAACCACGAGAAUAUGAAACAACGUUGCAACCAGAACAACAAGUAACUACCGAUCAACCACGAGAAUAUGAAACAACGGUGCAACCAGAACAACAAGUAACUACCGAUCGACCACGACAAUAUGAAACAACGUUGCAACCAGAACAACAAGAAACAACGAAGCAGCUAAGAGAAAAUGAAACAACGUUGCAACCAGAACAACAAGAAACCACGGAACAACCACGAGAAUCUGAUACAACUUUGCAACCAAAACAACAAGAAACUACCAACCAACCACGAGAAUAUGAAACAACGUUGCAACCAGAACAACAAGUAACUACCGAUCAACCACGAGAAUAUGAAACAACGGUGCAACCAGAACAACAGGAAAGAACCGAGCAACCAAGAGAAUCUUUAACAACGUUGCAGCCAGAACAACAAGAAACUACGAAGCAGCUAAGAGAAAAUGAAACAACGUUGCAACCAGAACAACAAGUAACUACCGAUCAACCACGAGAAUAUGAAACGACGUUGCAAUCAAAACAACAAGAAACUACCGACCAACCACGAGAAUAUGAAACAACGUUGCAACCAGAACAACAAGAAACAACAGAGAAAUCAAGAGAAUAUGAAACAACGGUGCAACCAGAACAACAGAAAAGAACCGAGCAACCAAGAGAAUCUUUAACAACGUUGCAGCCAGAACAACAAGAAACAACGAAGCAGCUAAGAGAAAAUGAAACAACGUUGCAACCAGAACAACAAGUAACUACCGAUCAACCACGAGAAUAUGAAACAACGUUGCAAUCAGAACAACAAGAAACAACAGAGAAAUCAAGAGAAUAUGAAACAACGGUGCAACCAGAACAACAGGAAAGAACCGAGCAAUCAAGAGAAUCUUUAACAACGUUGCAGCCAGAACAACAAGAAACAACGAAGCAGCUAAGAGAAAAUGAAACAACGUUGCAACCAGAACAACAAGUAACUACCGAUCAACCACGAGAAUAUGAAACAACGUUGCAAUCAGAACAACAAGAAACAACAGAGAAAUCAAGAGAAUAUGAAACAACGGUGCAACCAGAACAACAGGAAAGAACCGAGCAAUCAAGAGAAUCUUUAACAACGUUGCAGCCAGAACAACAAGAAACAACGAAGCAGCUAAGAGAAAAUGAAACAACGUUGCAACCAGAACAACAAGUAACUACCGAUCAACCACGAGAAUAUGAAACAACGUUGCAAUCAGAACAACAAGAAACAACAGAGAAAUCAAGCGAAUAUGAAACAACGGUGCAAUCAGAACAACAAGAAACAACAGAGAAAUCAAGAGAAAAUGAAACAACGGUGCAACCAGAACAACAAGUAACUACCGAGCGAUCUCGAGAAUCCGAAACAACGUUGCAACCAGAACAACACGACAGAACUGACCAACCAAGAGAGUCUGAUACAACGCUGCAAUCAGAAUUACAAGAAACCACGCAACAACCACGAGAAUCUGAUACAACUUUGCAACCAAAACAACAAGAAACUACCUACCAACCACGAGAAUAUGAAACAACGUUGCAACCAGAACAACAAGUAACUACCGAUCGACCACGACAAUAUGAAACAACGUUGCAACCAGAACAACAAGAAACAACAGAGCAAUCAAGAGAAUAUGAAACAACGUUGCAACCAGAACAACAGGACAGAACUGACCAACCAAGAGAGUCUGAUACAACGUUACAACCAAAACAACAAGAAACUACCGACCAACCACGAGAAUAUGAAACAACGUUGCAACCAGAACAACAAGAAACUACCGAUCAACCACGAGAAUAUGAAACAACGUUGCAACCAGAACAACAAGUAACUACCGAUCGACCACGACAAUAUGAAACAACGUUGCAACCAGAACAACAAGAAACAACGAAGCAGCUAAGAGAAAAUGAAACAACGUUGCAACCAGAACAACAAGAAACCACGGAACAACCACGAGAAUCUGAUACAACUUUGCAACCAAAACAACAAGAAACUACCAACCAACCACGAGAAUAUGAAACAACGUUGCAACCAGAACAACAAGUAACUACCGAUCAACCACGAGAAUAUGAAUCAACGUUGCAGCCAGAGCAACAAGAAACAACGAAGCAGCUAAGAGAAAAUGAAACAACGUUGCAACCAGAACAACAAGUAACUACCGAUCAACCACGAGAAUAUGAAACAACGUUGCAAUCAGAACAACAAGAAACAACAGAGAAUUCAAGCGAAUAUGAAACAACGGUGCAAUCAGAACAACAAGAAACAACAGAGAAAUCAAGAGAAAAUGAAACAACGGUGCAACCAGAACAACAAGUAACUACCGAGCGAUCUCGAGAAUCCGAAACAACGUUGCAACCAGAACAACAGGACAGAACUGACCAACCAAGAGAGUCUGAUACAACGCUGCAAUCAGAACUACAAGAAACCACGGAACAGCCGCGAGAAUCUGAUACAACUUUGCAACCAAAACAACAAGAAACUACCGAUCAACCACGAGAAUAUGAAACAACGUUGCAAUCAGAACAACAAGAAACAACAGAGAAAUCAAGCGAAUAUGAAACAACGGUGCAAUCAGAACAACAAGAAACAACAGAGAAAUCAAGAGAAAAUGAAACAACGGUGCAACCAGAACAACAAGUAACUACCGAGCGAUCUCGAGAAUUCGAAACAACGUUGCAACCAGAACAACACGACAGAACUGACCAACCAAGAGAGUCUGAUACAACGCUGCAAUCAGAAUUACAAGAAACCACGCAACAACCACGAGAAUCUGAUACAACUUUGCAACCAAAACAACAAGAAACUACCGACCAACCACGAGAAUAUGAAACAACGUUGCAACCAGAACAACAAGUAACUACCGAUCGACCACGACAAUAUGAAACAACGUUGCAACCAGAACAACAAGAAACAACAGAGCAAUCAAGAAAAUAUGAAACAACGUUGCAACCAGAACAACAGGACAGAACUGACCAACCAAGAGAGUCUGAUACAACGUUACAACAAAAACAACAAGAAACUACCGACCAACCACGAGAAUAUGAAACAACGUUGCAAUCAGAACAACAAGAAACUACCGAUCGACCACGACAAUAUGAAACAACGUUGCAACCAGAACAACAAGAAACAACAGAGCAAUCAAGAGAAUAUGAAACAACGUUACAACCAAAACAACAAGAAACUACCGACCAACCACGAGAAUAUGAAACAACGUUGCAACCAGAACAACAAGAAACAACAGAGAAAUCAAGAGAAUAUGAAACAACGGUGCAACCAGAACAACAGGAAAGAACCGAGCAACCAAGAGAAUCUUUAACAACGUUGCAGCCAGAACAACAAGAAACAACGAAGCAGCUAAGAGAAAAUGAAACAACGUUGCAACCAGAACAACAAGUAACUACCGAUCAACCACGAGAAUAUGAAACAACGUUGCAAUCAGAACAACAAGAAACAACAGAGAAAUCAAGAGAAUAUAAAACAACGGUGCAACCAGAACAACAGGAAAGAACCGAGCAACCAAGACAAUCUGUAACAACGUUGCAGCCAGAACAACAAGAAACAACGAAGCAACCAAGAGAAAAUGAUACAACGUCACAACAAGAACAACAAGUAACUACCGAUCAACCACGAGAAUAUGAAACAACGUUGCAAUCAGAACAACAAGAAACAACAGAGAAAUCAAGAGAAUAUGAAAAAACGGUGCAACCAGGACAACAAGAAACUACCGAGCAACCGAGAGAGUCUGGUACGACAUUACAACCUGAACAACAGGAAUUAACAAAGCAACCAAGAGAAUAUGAAACAUCAAUGGCAGAAAAUGAAUUAGAAGCGACGUCGCAAACAUUAGAACCAGAAAUAACGCAGAAACCGCUAAAACCGGGGUCAAAACUUGAAUCCGAUUCACAAAUGAAGACGACAGAAAAAGGACCGAGUAAUAUCGCAACAUCCGUAACUAAUGUAAUGGAACAAAAUACAGAAAUAACACCUUCUGAAUACAUUAUAACAACAGAAACGACACCGAAGUCUACAUCCGGAUUUACAACAGAAUUUACACAAUCACGAGAACCAGAAGAAGUCGUUCCACCAAAAGAAUCGGAGGUAGUUCAUUUACCAGAGAAACCGGUGAAACCGAUUGGGCCCGUGACAGGCGAAGAACCUCAAACACCACAUGAAGUAACGCAAACCCCUAAACCUUCGCAAGCUAGAAGAACCGAACAAGAACCGAUCGUUCCUGUAGUAACAGUAACGACAGAAAACACUCCUAAAAAUCCAAAAUCUAACCUGGAAUUGACAACGACAAAACAAGAGGCAUCUACAACUAAACCACUUGAAGCAACGAAUGUAUAUCAGACCACCCGAUCUGUUCCAGAAUCAUCUACAGCACCAACUAAAACAAACCCUGCAGAAACCGCAACUCCCAAAUCGAACAUAAAAACAGUACCGACUACACCAGAAAUAAACAAAGAUAAAUGUACUCCGCAAACCGAGAAAAAUGAACAUGCAGAUGGAUCUAGCACUGAACCUAAUAGGACAGUGCCUUGCAAUAAGCCGCCUGCAGGACCUGGGCAGAAGGAGCCGGCGACUGACUUGCAGCCUACCCCGCCUGGUACUGGAGGCAAAUUGGCCUUGAAUCAAGGCAAGAAAGAAAUAAUGCAAGCUUUGGAAACCAGCAUGAAUCUGAAGGUUUUAAUUCUGCCAAAUGGUCCUCAAGGGCAGAACUGUUUCUGUACUUGUGACAACACGAGCGCACCUAAACUUAUUCCUUUAAAAGAUUUGCCGGCUGGUAUCACUGGCAGUUGAGUUAUUUAAAUCAAAAUGUUUAAUUUUGUCUUAAAUAUAAAGCUACCUGUUAUUAUGAUUUGCAAAUUGAAUACUAUUAUAUUGUAAUGAAAUUGUAAUAAAACAAAUUUUGAAUUUAAAUAAAUACCUGCAGAUAUUAAAAA
Bombyx mori (domestic silkworm) is the source of this 9709-nucleotide messenger RNA. RefSeq names its product mucin-12. NCBI's taxonomy places the organism in Eukaryota, Metazoa, Arthropoda, Insecta, Lepidoptera, Bombycidae. Gene Ontology annotation, molecular function: protein tyrosine phosphatase activity; calcium ion binding. The coding region runs from base 45 to 9566 and encodes 3173 amino acids. Gene Ontology annotation, biological process: cell-cell adhesion. The record is from RefSeq and is a predicted model, not a curated record. Gene Ontology annotation, cellular component: desmosome. The transcript has 26 exons.